CAGGUUACGGUUUAGCUCAAGGAGAGGCGCAAAGCGGGGGACGUCUGGUUCCAAGCAGUGAACGAGAGAGAGACAGAGGAGGGAGAGAGAGCAAGUCCUGACCCGUGGUAGACUAGACCACUUCUAACUAUGAGUCCCUCGUCUACUAGCCUACUGUCCAAUAAAUAACUCUAGACUCAGGGACAAAGAGGACAUAGCUAAAGCCCGGCCUACUGCUGCGUGGUGGGCAUCCGGGCAGUGCAUGCAGGAAUACAUGCUCCAGUUCAAUUGGACCUCUCACAUGUUCUAUCUAGGACGAAUAGGAAAUAUUCACUACAUUAAGUCACAGCAGUUCGCUGUUCCGGGGGAAGAGAGGAGAAGGGUGGGAUGAGGAGAAGAGACGGAUAAAGUGUGUUUCUGACGGGAGUUUUGACUGAUGGAUGCGUGUUGCCAUCUUUUCUAUGAAGUAAAGCGACAUAUACAGAGAGCGUUGCUGGGAGAUGGUAUUCAUCUGACAAAGACAUCGGACGUUAGGCUACCCUUCUGACCGCAAUAACAGCCUGCAGAGAAACCUCGGUAUAGGUUACCUGAUCUAACGAGGAACCGGAUCGGUGUGACAUUAAGGACAAAGACGUGAAGAAAGAACUUCCCCCGUUUCUCAGCUGCAAGUCAACGGUAUCACAUUGGCUUUCAUCCCGCCUUGAACCUCUUAAAAACCGUAAUUUAGAGCCAACCGCUGUUGACACGAGCGCUUUGCGGACGGUUCAACCAAGGACAGCAGAGGUUUGAACGGGGAUCUGAAGACACGUCUGACAGAGAGACAUGUAUCUAACAUCGACCUCAUAUGCACCCGACUGACAAACACACAAGCCACAGAAGAAAGCGGUAGAUAGCGGCUACUGCCCCGCCACGCGCACGGCGGGUCCGGUGCUCUCCCCGGCUCACUCUCUCUCCGGGUUGUGAGAAUGGCAGGGGUCGCGUGUUGGAAAUGUUACCUCUGGAUCUUUAUUGUCGUGUUUAGGUCGACGUUACCUUCUGACGCCAAAUCACUGGAAACUAUCAUGUGGAGCACUCAGAAUGCCAAGUUCCUGUCAGGUAGAGGGGUGGUCAUCUACCCAGACAUCGGGGACAAGCUGGACAUUAUCUGCCCCAAGGCUGAGCCAGGACGAGACUAUGAGUUCUAUAAGCUGUACCUGGUCAGGAGAGAGCAGGCGGAGGGGUGCAGCACGGUCAUGGACCCCAACGUACUGGUCAACUGUAACAAGCCAGAGAAGGACAUCAAGUUCACCAUCAAGUUCCAGGAGUUUAGUCCCAACUAUAUGGGCCUGGAGUUUAAGAAGAAUAUGAAUUACUACAUUACAUCCACAUCCAAUGGUUCAGUCGAAGGCCUGGAGAACAGAGAGGGAGGAGUCUGUAAGACCAGGGCUAUGAAAGUGGUUAUGAAGGUCGGACAAGACCCCAACACUGUUCUACCAGACCCUGUAUUACCAGAGGAACCUGAGAGAGGGAAGGACAACGGUCUGGGACGAGACUUCAGUCCUAGUCCUGAGGACAACCAGCUGCCUGGAGCAGGAGAGCCAGGCAACACGGACUCUAUAAACCAGGACAACAGGUCAGGAGGUUCCAGCAGCAGUGACAGCAUCCUGGGGUCAAAGGUUGCUGUGUUUUCAGCCAUCGGAGCUGGCUGCAUCAUCUUCCUCCUCCUCAUCCUCUUUCUCGUCAUCCUGCUCAUCAAGAUGAGGAAGAGAGUCCAGAAGCACUCUCACGCCCAGCCACACCCCUCUGCCAUGGCACUCAGCAUGCUGUCCAAUCAGAACAAGCUGCCUGGCAGCGGGGGCACAGCCGGGACGGAACCCAGUGACCUCAUCAUCCCGCUGCGGACGGAGAAUAACUACUGCCCUCACUACGAGAAGGUGAGCGGUGACUACGGACAUCCUGUUUAUAUCGUACAGGAGAUGCCUCCACAGAGCCCAGCAAACAUCUACUACAAAGUCUGAGAGAGGAGGAGAGGAGAGAACAUCUACUACAAAGUCUGAGAGAGGAGGAGAGGAGAGAACAUCUACUACAAAGUCUGAGAGAGGAGGAGAGGAGAGAACAUCUACUACAAAGUCUGAGAGGACGAGGAGCACAUAAAUAUCCUCUAAAUGAGAAAAGCAAAUGAACAUCUACAAUGUCCUAGAGGAGAGGAGCGAUUGAACAUCCACUAUAGUGUGAGUUGAAGAGAGAAGGACAAGAGAGAUUGAACAUCCACUAUAGUGUGAGUUGAAGAGAGAAGGACAAGAGAGAUUGAACAUCCACUAUAGUGUGAGUUGAAGAGAGAAGUACAAGAGAGAUUGAACAUCCACUAUAGUGUGAGUUGAAGAGAGAAGGACAAGAGAGAUUGAACAUCCACUAUAGUGUGAGUUGAAGAGAGAAGGACAAGAGAGAUUGAACAUCCACUAUAGUGUAAGUUGAAGAGAGAAGGACAAGAGAGAUUGAACAUCCACUAUAGUGUGAGUUGAAGAGAGAAGGACAAGAGAGAUUGAACAUCCACUAUAGUGUGAGUUGAAGAGAGAAGGACAGGAGCGAUUGAUUACUCUGCUACUGGACUGUUUUAUUUUAAUUUGGGGACUUGGCUUUUAACAAGCCCUUGUUUUUCUACAACCUACUGACCUAAGGAAAGGACACCUGACAGUGGACUAUGGACUGAUCCAGAACAACUGAACUGACAGAAACUGUCCAGUACACCUCGUCCUGUUGAUGUGAUGUUUUACCCUCUAUCCCCCUGUCCUAUAUCCCCCUGUCCUCUACCCCCCUGUCCUAUAUCCCCCUG
Molecule: messenger RNA, 2791 nt
Organism: Salvelinus fontinalis (brook trout)
Lineage: Eukaryota; Metazoa; Chordata; Actinopteri; Salmoniformes; Salmonidae
Product: ephrin-B1-like
Exons: 5
Coding region: 945-1976 (343 amino acids)
Biological process (GO): ephrin receptor signaling pathway; axon guidance
Cellular component (GO): plasma membrane
Molecular function (GO): ephrin receptor binding
Source: RefSeq, a predicted model, not a curated record